Molecule: messenger RNA, 1531 nt
Organism: Callorhinchus milii (elephant shark)
Lineage: Eukaryota; Metazoa; Chordata; Chondrichthyes; Chimaeriformes; Callorhinchidae
Gene: pold3
Product: polymerase (DNA-directed), delta 3, accessory subunit
Exons: 11
Coding region: 12-1484 (490 amino acids)
Biological process (GO): DNA replication; DNA strand elongation involved in DNA replication; DNA synthesis involved in UV-damage excision repair
Cellular component (GO): nucleus; delta DNA polymerase complex
Molecular function (GO): DNA-directed DNA polymerase activity
Source: RefSeq, a predicted model, not a curated record
UUCCCGCCGCCAUGGACGAGCUUUUCGUGGAGAAUCUGGAGGAGCUGGUGGCCGAGGAGAACCGUGUGGUAACGUACAAGUUGCUGAGUCACACACUCGGUGUCCAUGUCAACCAGGCCAAGCAGAUGCUCUAUUAUUAUGUGGAGAGAAAGAGGAAAGAGAAUUUGGGAGCUCAGCUGCACGUAACCUACCUGGUGUCUGGGAGAUUGGAGGAGGAUGGAACCCCAUGCCAUAAGGUGGCGGUAGUGAGAGAAGACCAGUUGGAAGCUGUGAAGACGAGGAUGGCAGGCACAGCCAGUGUGCAUGUGUACAGCAUCCACAAGGCCAUGUUGCGGGACAGCGGCCCUCUCUUCAACACUGACUAUGACGCCAUCAAAGGCAACCUGGAGAGUUGCAACAAGUACAGCGCUAUUCGGUGUGCUGACGCUGUGCCCCGCUCGGCGGAGGAGAUGGCCCGUCUUCACAAGUCCCUGCAGACCAGGCAGGGGCCGGGGCAGCCACCCAACAGCAGCACCAAACCCACCGUGAAUGGCAGCUUGACACCAGCGACCCCCAAACCCGCAGCCCAGACACUGAGAGGUGUCAUGAGCAUGUUCUCCACCAAACCCUCCAGCAAACCUCAGGAGGUCAGGACACAGAGAGCGGAGCCAAGCGAGGAGAGCAUAGCUUCAUCAUCAACCAGCAGGCCAGCGAGCAAAGGCAGCAGCACCCUCAGUAACUUCUUCAGCAAAGCUGGCUCCAAAAUGGAAGAGUCCCCCAGACACUCCCCUUCCCCAGCCCUCAAAAGAGGAGAGAUUCCAAACAAGUCUGACCCCGAGCUCCCGGAGAAAGGGGGGUCGUGGGGCAAAUCCCCCCAGAGCGUGGAGGAGCUGGGAAAGUCCGCAGAGAAAGAAGGCCCCAGGGCCCCAUCAGUCAGGUGUGAAGCAACCGAGGGGCCCCACGAGAAGGAAGCCAGGAUCUCAGCGCAGACAGCCACAGCAGACAGGAAGCCAGAGAGGGCUGGGCGCGGUACGAAGAAGAACAAGCGAGGUGAGGUGCUGGACACUGAGGAGACUGAGCCUCGAAACAAACGCCGUUGCAGAAUCAGGCUUCCCUCUGACAGUAGCGAGGACGAGGUGAUCCCAGACUCGCCUCCUGCAGCUUGUGAUGUCAGGACCCCCUCCCCACCCCCUGAGGUGCUGGUGAAGGAGGAACCCCCCCAGCGGCCUGUCUCACUCAAAGCCGCUGUGGGGAGGAGUUGCAAACGCCGCCGAGUUCUCAAGUCCAAAACCUUCGCAGAUGAAGAUGGUUCAAUAGUCACAGAGAAAGCCUAUGUGAGUGAGUCCUGCACGGACAGUGAGUCUGAGGCCACUGGAGGACCCAGGAAGUUGGUGAGCGGCCCGGGAAAAGCCAGCGGCAAAGAGGAGGCCAGAGGGAAGGAGAGGAAACCAAUAGCUUCCAGCAAGCAGGCCUCUAUCAUGGGCUUCUUCAAGAAAGCCAACUAGAUCCUCCCCCCACUCCACUCCCUCUCUCCCUCCCUCCUGUCGCCUCC